Molecule: messenger RNA, 2025 nt
Organism: Phodopus roborovskii (desert hamster)
Lineage: Eukaryota; Metazoa; Chordata; Mammalia; Rodentia; Cricetidae
Product: zinc finger protein 532-like
Source: RefSeq, a predicted model, not a curated record
UGGUCCAAAGUCUUUUCAAAAGGUUCACAAGAACAUCUGAUCAAAUUCAUGACCAUGGGGGAUAUGAAGACCCCAGACUUUGAUGACCUUUUGGCAGCAUUUGAUAUCCCAGAUAUGGUGGAUCCCAAAACAGCGAUUGAGUCUGGACAUGAGGACCAUGAAAGCCACAUCAAGCAGAAUGCUCAUGUGGAUGACGACUCUCAUACUCCGUCAUCCUCAGAUGUUGGCGUCAGUGUCAUUGUGAAAAAUGUUCGCAACAUCGACUCCUCUGAGGGAGCUGAAAAAGACAGCCACAACUCCACAGGCAAUGGCUUGCAUAAUGGGUUUCUCACAGAGUCCUCUCUUGACAGCUAUGGUAAGGAUGGAGCAAAGUCCAAGUCACCUACCUCAGAGGUAACGCUUAAAGACCCAGCAUUCAGCCAGUUCAGCCCCAUCUCCAGUGCUGAAGAGUUUGAUGAUGAUGAGAAAAUAGAGGUGGAUGACCCUCCGGAUAAGGAAGACACACGGUCCGGCUUUAGAUCAAAUGUAUUGACUGGCUCAGCUCCCCAGCAGGACUACGACAAGCUGAAGUCACUAGGAGGGGAAAACACAAGCAAGACUAGAAUCUCUAGAUCCGGCCAUGUAGAGAAGAACAAAGUCAAGCGAGAGACAGAAACAAGUUCCAUAGGCCUGAGUGUUUAUGAGCCCUUAAAGGUGAGGAAAGCAGAGGAUAAGUUGAAGGAGAACUCUGAGAAGAUGCUUGAGAAUAGGGUCCUUGAUAGCAAGCUGAGCUCCGAGAAGAUUGACACCAGCCUUGCUGCUGUCACAUCUUCCAAAACGAAGUCGUCCUCUAAUCUCUCUUCGUGCAUAGCUGCCAUCACAGCCCUGAGUGCUAAGAAAGCUGCUUCAGACUCCUGCAAAGAAGUCAUGGCCAAUUCAAGGGAAGCUUCUCCAUUACCAAAGGAAGUGAAUGACAGUCCCAAAGCUGCCGACAAGUCUCCUGAAUCCCAGAUUCUCAUUGAUGGCACCAAGAAAGCUUCCCUGAAGCCAUCGGACAGUCCCAGGAGCAUAUCCAGUGAAAACAGCAGCAAAGGGUCCCCAUCGUCCCCUGUGGGGUCUACCCCAGCGGUCCCCAAAAUCCAUAUGAAGACCAUCAAGACAUCUGGGGAGAUCAAGAGAACAGUGACCAGAGUGUUGCCAGAAGUCGACCUGGACGCUGGGAAGAAGACUUCUGAGCAGGCGGCAUCUGUGAUGGCAUCUAUGACAUCACUUCUGUCAUCUUCAGCAUCAGCUGCUGUCCUUUCCUGUCCCCCCAGGGCACCUCUGCAGACGGCCAUGGUUACCAAUGCUGUUUCCCCUGCAGAGCUGACACCCAAAAAACAGGUAACCAUCAAACCCGUGGUGACUGCUUUCCUUCCUGUGUCUGCUGUCAAGACGGCAGGGUCUCAAGUCAUCAAUCUGAAGCUCGCUAACAACACGACAGUGAAAGCCACAGUCAUAUCUGCUGCCUCCGUUCAGAGUGCCAGCAGUGCCAUUAUUAAAGCUUCCAAUGCCAUCCAGCAACAAACCGUUGUGGUGCCAGCAUUCAGCCUGGCCAACGCCAAACUCGUGCCAAAGACUGUGCACCUUGCCAACCUUAACCUUCUGCCUCAGGGUGCCCAGGCCACCUCUGAACUCCGCCAAGUCCUAACCAAACCUCAGCGACAAAUAAAGCAGGCAAUAAUCAACGCAGGGGCCUCCCAACCACCUAAAAAGGUGUCUCGGGUCCAGGUGGUGUCAUCCUUGCAGAGUUCUGUGGUGGAAGCUUUCAACAAGGUGCUGAACAGUGUCAAUCCAGUCCCUGUUUACAUCCCAAACCUCAGUCCUCCCGCCAGUGCAGGGAUCACGUUACCGAUGCGUGGGUAUAAGUGCUUGGAGUGUGGGGACUCCUUCGCCCUGGAAAAGAGCCUGACUUAGCACUAUGACAGGCUUAGUGUGCGCAUCGAAGUAACUGGGGCGGUUAUUUCAGCGCCUCCAAGCACACCCAUCAGCCCAGCUAUGCCCUAG